AUGAAGUAUCCACUUCUGUUAUUGGGAAGCCUGAGUUUGGCCCACGGCCUGGCCCUUUACUAUCCGUAUGCGUACUCCGCCGAGGGAACCGCCGUGUUCACGCCCACCCAGCGGCAGUAUAUCGCCAAGGAUCGGUUUGGUCAGUACGCCUAUGGCUACUCGGAACCGUUGUCCAGCAAGCAGGAGACCCGCACCAUUGACGGAACCACUCAAGGAACCUAUAGCUACGUGGAUGCCGAGGGAAAACUCCAGACCGUUAACUAUUUGGCCGACAACGAAGGUUUCCAUGUGGCAGCCACUAAUCUGCCAAAGGCCAUAGUGCCCCAGGAGUCGCUUGGAAUUGGUCCCAGAAGUGCGUCGCAUCCGGUGGAACAUCCUGUGGAGCAUCCCGCGGUGGUGCCACAUCCUGUCAUUCCGCAUCCAGUUGGCCAGCAUCCCGUUGAGAUUCACCACCCGACUGUGGUGGAGAGCGCCCGAAGUGUUCAGCCCGAGGGACACCAUCCAGUGGAGCAUCACGACCACUCCGUACCCGUAUCCGGAUCUCCUGGUGGCCAUGUCCAAUUGCCUCAUCCCGUUGCUGACACCGUGGAAGUGGCGGCGGCCAAAUCUCUGCACCUGAAACGCGUCGAGGAUGAGGGUGUCCGCAACCAGCUGCUGGCCAAGGUUCCAAUCCCAGUGGCCAGAAGCCACCAUGUGGUGGUUCCUGCUCCUGUCUACGGAUACACCAUUCCCCGUGCACAUCCAGACUCACUGAAAAGCAGCCUGAUUAAGUUCUUGCAUUGCGGCAUUGCGGAACGUUGUUGGUUGUCUCCGAGCAUGUCCACAUCCGAUACAAUACGAUACGAUACGGGACGUAAAUACACAAAUAUCACGCUUAAGAAGAUGCAGUUCCUCAAUCUUUGUCUGAUUUUCACCACCAUUGUUUUGGCCACAGGAUCACCGACCUUGGAGUAUGGAGCACCACCAAGUUCGGAUACGAUCAGUCAGUAUCACACCCAGGAUGAGCAUGGUCAGUAUGCAUACGGUUACAUGGCUCCACUGUACUCCAAGCACGAAACCCGCACGUUGGAUGGUGUGAUCCGGGGAACCUUCUCCUAUGUGGAUGCCCAUGGUGAAACCCAGACUGUGGACUACAUCGCCGAUGCCGAGGGUUUCCAUGUGACCUCCAAUCUGCCCAACCAGCAGGCCAAUCGGGAAACACCGGAGGUGGCUGCUCUCCGGGCUCAGCAUCUGGAAGCCCAUAACCAGGCCAAGUUGAGGUUAGCCGGCGACUCCUCCGUCGGUCCUCAGCCCGUUCAGGAUACUCCCGAGGUAGCUGCUGCCAAGGUGGCGUUCUUCAAGCGUUUCGAAGCCGAGAAGCUGCGCAAUCAAUUGCUCGCCGAGAAGAAGGUCGUGGUGCUAGCACCUCCAUCUUCCAUCGCCGUUCGCUCCCAGCCGAUAUAUGUCUACCAGCCCACCACAGGAUUCGUCUACAACUAUCAGGCCAAGACCCAGGCUCAAGUUCCCUCCAGAAACUACCUGCCAUUGGCCUAA
Molecule: messenger RNA, 1533 nt
Organism: Drosophila rhopaloa
Lineage: Eukaryota; Metazoa; Arthropoda; Insecta; Diptera; Drosophilidae
Exons: 3
Coding region: 1-1533 (510 amino acids)
Cellular component (GO): chitin-based extracellular matrix
Molecular function (GO): structural constituent of chitin-based larval cuticle
Source: RefSeq, a predicted model, not a curated record